AGGAGGAGGAAGGCAGCGAGCCGCCACGGAGCAGCCGGCGGGGGGGGGGCCGCUCAGCCGCCGCCCGGAGCCCCGAUGGCCAAGCAAGCCGCCGACGUGACCUCGCCGUGCGAGCGCGAAGGCGGGCAGCUGCAGGCGCCCCGGAGGCACGGCCACCCGCGCCCGGGGGCCCCGACCUCGCUGCCCUGGGGUGAGGGGGGCCCGGCGUCGCCGGCGCCCGCCGUGGCGCCCCCCACCAGCCCCAGCCCCUUCGCCACCCGCUCGUCGUUCUUCAUCUUCGUGAGGCGCUCCUCGCUGCUGUCGCGGUCCUCCAGCGGGUACUUCUCCUUCGACGCCGACCGGAGCCCCGCGCCCAUGAGCUGCGACAAGGCCACGCAGACCCCGAGCCCCCCGUGCCAGGUCUUCAACCACUACCUGAACGCGAUGGCUUCCAGGAGGCAGUCUCCCUCACUAGCAGAAGAUAUACAGCCAGAAAUAUGGAUUGCACAGGAACUGCGGCGCAUUGGCGAUGAAUUCAAUGCCUCCUAUUAUCCAAGAAGGGGUUUCUUGGAUAAUCGUGCGGGAAACCCCCAGAUUGUCAUUUUACGCCUUCUACAUUACAUCAUCCGCCUCAUUUGGAGGAUGCAGUGAGUGCCGGACACUUUGCUUGCAAGACCUAGAGACUUGUCUACUUGUGCAGAAAAUCAGUGAAGGACAACUAGUGGCAGGUCUUUUCUGUGCCCUAAACAGGCACUUCAGAAACCUUCCUUUCUUAAAGGACAUCUGGAAGGCACCAUGGUCUCCAUCAGUGGAAACCACAUACGUGGACUGCCAACGUUUGUCUGCUGUUGGGAGGCACCGGAGGCGCAUGCCUUGCCAGUGGACCUAUUGGGACUCUCUGAGGCAGGAUUUCGUCUGAGAGUGGUGUUUACUAUGUUUCUCUCAAAUAUUUUUUUUUUUUUAAGAUUGAUCUCAGAGAAAAUGCUCAGCAAAUAUUGAAUUAAUUUUUCUGUCAUUCCUGGAAACCCAUAGACUCAUCUUGGAUCUACUCUGCAGUGGAAAAAACUGAGCCAGCUGAUCUGCAGAGCUGCCUUAGUUUGUAUUACAAACGUUACUGUACAGACUUGCAGCCCCUUCCCUUCCCCUUAGCAGGGAGGGGACAUGCUGGGAACCAGCCAUCUCCCUUUCUCUUCUGAGUGUUUGCCCGCCAGGAGGACGCUGCUGGAGAAGGGGAGAGGGAUUUAAAUCAGCACUUCUUUUAUCUGUAAAUAGCUAAUGUAGUCCUAAAUCUAACCGUAUUUGCAUCAUGCAAAUAACCUAUUUCCUGCUGACUGUUUUUCUUUCUUUUCUUUUUUUUUUCUUUUAAUGCUGAAAUUCCAUAUUUAGCUGUCAGACACCAGGGUCCAAAAAAUCACAACCAAACCAAACAAAAAAACAAUCCACCAGAUUGCCUUUUUAGAAGUUCUUUCUAUGAAGUGUGUGUAUGAACACACUUAUGUAUUGUAUAUUAUAUAUAAUAUAUAAUGUUGAUCACUUUGGAUAAUGCAGCAAUAAAGCAUUCUUGGAAGUAGGUUAAAACAGAUACCCAAACCCUGCAGUUCUGUGCCCAGAGAUGAAGGGUCCUGCUGCAUAACUUCAGGAACUGUUUUCAACUAUGGUUAGCACGUUACUGUUAAACCGAGGGUUUUUUAACAUUUUAGAUUUUUUUUCUGUGAUUGUCUUUGUGUUAGGACAUGUCCAGGGUGACAGGAGAGACCAGCCUGGGGCAGGUGUGGAGCAGCACGGGGACAAACAACACAGUAUUGGUGGUUUGAAGAUCCCCAGAGUUCAUGCUUUGAGAUCCUGCUGGAACAAAUCUUUUGUCAACUUUGAAAGAUAUUGCUGUGCGUGGCGGGACUUCAAUGUGCUCUUUUAAAUGGUACAAAUCCUUCAGGGCACUCGCCGCAUCCCUGCGCGGUGGAGCGUUGAGUCUUCUCAUGCGUCGCAGGCUACUGCUGUUCAAGGUGACCCUCUUCGAGAGCCACAUCAGGACAAUGUGAGACUCCCUACAGACUGGUUUCGGGAGUUGUUGUCCACAGAAGCCAUGUGUCAGACUAACUUCUUCCAAAUCAUGGUCUUCCCUGGAAAGUGUUUCCUGAGUGAUGUUGUCCCAGGAUGGUGCACUGUGUGUCCCAGGGGUUACGUGGCUUGCGCUAUACCAUCCAGAGACCCUUUGGCCAUAAAAUCUGGUUCAGAAGCUCCACACGAGGCACAAAACAGCAUUGGAAGAAGCAGGUUUGUCUUCUCGCGUCUGUUGAGCAGGUAGUUCCCGUUCCCUGUUGAUGGAGGCCCACCGUGGCUCUUUGGUUUAUCUUGAACAUGCAGUAGGCUUCUGUGCAGCAGGUGCUUUUCAAAUGCGCAGUUGCUUCUACAGCCUCUGUAUCUAUGCACAAAUGUCUUGUCUGCCUUCAAAACUGUCCACUUUCCUCUGGCUGGUGCAGGUGGUUCCCAUUUCCUAAUACCAGCUUCUAAGUCCCCCAGUUCUAUUUCUGGUUUCACCAGCACCAUAGAAGGAGAAGGGAAUUAAAAAAAAAAAUCAACCUACGCCCUGACCCCAAACUGUGGUAGCAGUUUUUCUACUGUGUUGCAAUACAGGGAAAAACUAUUCUGAGUGCCAUUGUAUUAUUGGUAGUAUUUUUAACAGUGGAUAAAACCAUACAAUCUGAUCUCUAUGCACUGGCUACUUGUGCCUGUCCCGUAGGCAGAAGACCUGUUUGCUGAUUUGUGUGGCUGUGUUCCUUGCCCUCGUUUGAAGGAUUAAGGAAUAGUGUUUUUUGGGUUCUGCAAGAUGAUCAUCUAUCCCAGGAGUUGGCCUGGGUUGCGGAAGAUAUCUAGAGGGGAAAGAGAUUGGUGUGGAAAACAGCUGGUGACCUUGGCUGGAGUCUGAGAAUCAGAAGGGCUACAGGAUAGGGCAGGUUCUUGCUGCCAUAAUUGUGUUGAUUUUGGCUUGUGACGUGUGCUCAAGAGAGCUGUGCUGCUCCAGUCAUGGUCAAGCCAGUCUUUUGGUGUUUUCUAUGGGCAUAUGUUCGUGGAGUUGUGUUUAAUUAAAAAAAAAAAAAAAAAAAAAAAAAGAGAACAGGAGGGGUAAGAAAAAUUAGUUUUUUCUCCGUUGAGCCAUUGAGCCACAACGGGUAUCUCCGCACGCAGCAUCAGUGGCUAAAAACGUGCGUUUUGGGGGCUUGCAGACUCAGAGCAUUGUGGGUGCCCUUAAUUUCUGUGGCAAAUGUAUUGCAGAUGGCAUAUUACAACUUGCCAACGAGAAUGUCUCCCGUGAGCACACCAAAGAAACGCGUCCUCGCCGGGAUGCGGAGCACUUUAUUCCCGUCCUCCAAACCCCGUCCAGCCAAAGAGCUGGUGGGGGGCCACUCUUGUGGGCUGACCUCGCGGGGCUUGUUGCCGGGCCCUGGCGGCAGGCUACCGUAACGAAUGAUUGACUUCAGGAAAAAAAAAAAAUUAAUUAUAUGAAUAGUUGGAGAAAAAAAGAUGGAUAUUGGCAUUCUGCACUCACCUGGAAGCCUUCCCUGCCGAAAGGCAGUUGUGAGAAAAGCAGCCCCUAAAAACAGGCUUUAUGCCUUCAAAAUCUCCCCCCUACCACUCUUCAGAGUUGUGAGGUUUUUAAAAAACAAAACAAAACAAAAAACCCCACCUUUUUUAGCUGGCUAAUUGGGCUGUUUCUUUUUAAGUCCACAUCACCUGCAUUUUCCCUGUCCUGCCAAAAUGAUUUGAUGAAGAAUUCUCUUUGGUUGUGGAGAAACCAGAUUCAUUCUUAGAGAAUCUCAUACCAUGCAUUGUGCUUCUCUUCUUUUGAUAACUGUAAAUAUUUGAAUAUUUAUUAGAGUAGGACACCAUAUUAUUCUCAUCAUCUGAGCCAAAUAUCUGUGUGCAAUGUAUUUCCUUUCCUUUUUCUCUUGUAAGUUUUGUACAGCUUUAUAAAUAAGUAAAAAAAAUUACUCUUUUUUCUAAACUUUUUAGAAUUGAACUCAGUAAAUACUGUAGAUUCUUUUUUUUCCCUGUGUAAUUAAUGCACUCUACUGUUCCAUAAUGCUGUAACUUUUAGAAAUGUUGUAUAUUUAUUUUCUGCGUAUUUAAGUUCCCUCCCCCUUCUCUCCUUCCCAUCCCCGAGUUUUUCUGGUAUGUAAGUAACUAACUGACUUUCAAAGCACUGUCUUCUAAUUUCAGUGCAGUCAAUAUGGUUUAGAUAAUGAGAUUUUUAUCUUUGCAAGUGCCUAAGUCUGGUUUUCCAGGAGCCAUUUAGGCAUGGAAGAGAUUUAAGCAUUACUGAAAUUUAAAGUCUGCUUUCUACAUGUCCCUGAUUUCCUGACUCUUUUUUUUUUUUUUUUUUUUUAUUUUAUUUUUUUUUUUUUUUUUUUUGUCAUCCCCUUUCAAGAACAUUGUCCUGGCCACUUUUUUCUGGACCAGCUUUAACAUUGGGUUCAAACCAAAAUGCACACUGAAGUUGUACUGAUUAAUCACUAACCUGUUUCAUAGGACCCAGCAUAUGUAGCAUUUUUAUCGCAAUUUCCCUGGCUUACUUGUGUUUUGCACUGAUGAAUUUUGGACAGGGUAAUUGCCACUUUACUUGUGCAAUACUGCUGUAAAUAAUUGCAGAUUUUUUUUUCUUUUUAAGAUGCAAUCUUUUUAUGUUCUUAAUAUGAGGUUUUAUAUGAAUAAAACUUUCAA
Messenger RNA from Rhea pennata, 4698 nucleotides. It is a transcript of the gene BCL2L11, whose product is annotated as BCL2 like 11. The record is from RefSeq and is a predicted model, not a curated record. NCBI's taxonomy places the organism in Eukaryota, Metazoa, Chordata, Aves, Rheiformes, Rheidae. Gene Ontology annotation, biological process: meiosis I. The transcript is spliced from 4 exons. The coding region runs from base 76 to 630 and encodes 184 amino acids.